UUCCAUAUGAGCCGGCGGAAACUGCCCAUCCUUGACACUGAUAAGCCAUCUAUCAUCCGUCAAGCCUUUUAUCCCCGACUUGUGGCCUUUUUUGGAGAUACCGGUAUGGGAAAGAGUACGAUUAUCAAGAACUUGGUUCGACAUCUCACUUCUUCGAAAGCGUUUGAUGUUCCCAUCGUUGGCAGCCGGGCCGAGGCCCAGAACUCUACGAGUGCUGGAGUUCACAUAUACAUGGAUCCAGAUACCUUCAGACACGAAAGGCCGAUCGUAUAUGUAGGUAUGUCGAAUACGACAGCGCACCAGACUCAACCAGUGAUCUCAAUACAACCAGACUUGGCCGAUGAGGUUAUCUUUGAGAGAGCACUGAAGAAUAAGCCACAGCCCAUCUCAUCAAUGCCCCUUCCAUGGGCAGAACAUGGAAGCAAGUCUUGGAGGUCAGUAGUUUCCGAGAAGAUAUAUCCGAGAUUUUUAUACAUAUUUUCCGAUGUGGUCUGCUACGUGAGUGGAAACUCCAGAACUGCUGAGGAUGAUAUGGCACAAUUGGUGAACUGGGCUCACGAUGCCCAUGACUUCACAACCAAUCAAGGCGUGAAGCCAGGCUUACUCUAUAUCAUCAACCAAGACAACCACUCCAACCUCGAGGAAUGGCGAGACGUGGAAUAUGCCACAAAAUGUGUCCUAGAGAAGUUGAGGAAAUCAAAGCGGUUUGUGACUGAGCAAGAACUAUGGAGCAGCAGGGGGCGGAAGGUCGUCACUGCUGAUCACCUUCUCAGAUGUUAUUACAGCAGCGUGAAGGUCCUUUUCAUUCCACAAUUCCUGCCAAAAGACCCAAUCUGCGAGGCAAAUGAUCUCUGGAAGCAAUACAGGCUCUUGUAUCGCGAGGUUAGUGGCCUAUCAUGGAGCUCCUCUGAACAUCGAAAAGAAGCGCGAGUGCUAUUCAAUCUGGAAACUCUAUCCAGGCACAGCAUUGGAGUUCUCCAGCAGUUGGCGGCAGACCCUACGAGCUCUGUAGAUUUGCGCAAGUUAGCAGAACCAGCGCAAGCUUACCCGUGUGGAUUCAAUGGCCACGUGCUGAACAUUCUGGCUCGUUUCCAAGAAACGGAACCCAAGGAUCACAGGGCGAGUGAGCAAGACAUUGGUGCCGAGGAAGCACUUAUCAGGAAGAUCUUCAAGUAUGUUGCUAUCUGCGUUGCUCGAGAGAUUAAAAGAACAGCCUUAGUGGAUCGGGGUUCGGAACUAGGGCAGAUCGAAUACUACACCCAGAAAUGGAGAUUGGUUCUGGAAGACUUUUCUCGCACACGAUGCCGUUGUGAACAAAUGUAUCACGGCCAGCGAUGCACCAACUACCGUUUGUUCCACGUCAAAGGCCACCAGUUCGAUCGCAAAGGACGCGAGAAUUUCUUGGAAGGACCCUUUGUUUCGAGUUUUCUGGAUACACUUGACUCGCUCCAGGAUGAGCUUGCAGCGAAGCUUCCACAAUUCCUCCGGAAGUCUGUCACUACAGCCGAACUUACCAGAGAAUUGUGGUACAACGCCAAGAUUUGCGACGCAGGCAGGAUAUUCAGCAACCGCACGUGUCUCGCAUGUCUGUCUCGCACUCCCGCACACACUCUCCCUUGCAAUCACUCUAUCUGUGAUCUUUGUGCUAGUGCCUUAAACUCCCACAAGUGCCACGGAGAGCAGAGUAUAGUCAUCCCGCAAUGUCCAUUAGGAUGCGAAUGGCCAUCUCUGCCUAAUUGGACAAUCAGGCGAAAACCUUCUGAGGCAGGCGUAAGGAUAUUGUCUCUUGAUGGCGGUGGUGUACGUGGGAUCAUCCAGCUUGAAAUUUUGCAGUCAAUUGCAGCACGCGUUGGUCACAAUAUUCCAAUACAGGAAUUGUUUGAUGUCAUUGUUGGAACGGGAACUGGUGGCAUUAUCUCUCUUGGUAUUUUCAAGAAGGAAUGGUCAAUUCAGGACUCGAGAGGAAGGUUUCAUACACUCAUCAAAGCGGCUUUCUCAAAGCGUUCAUUGCUCAAGCUUUUGUGGCCAAUUCCUGGAGGUUCUGCAAGCGCACAAAUAAUGCUCAACUACCUUUACAAAAGUGAAGAGCUAGAAAGUGCACUUAGAGAUACAUUUGGGAACGAAGAAACGCUCUUCGGCUGUCCCACGAUCAACAAACAGGCCCCGAACAAAGUUGCCAUUAUCGCGACAGGCGAAGAGGAUGACAAAUCAUUCCUUCUUACCAAUUACAACCGGGAGUGGCUGAUCAAAGAUGAUGAGAGUCGCAAUCUACGUCGCGAAGAGAGGCCGCAAGAUGAGCUCAAGAUCUGGGAAGUAGCACGUUGCACCUCAGCUGCGCCUACCUAUUUUGAACACUAUCGUCACCCCGCAACUGAUCACAUCUAUAGAGAUGGCAGUAUGGAAAGCUCCAACCCAAUUCUAUUUGCUGACAGCGAGCGCCAACUCCUAUGGCCCGAUAUAUCCGAGAAUUCAAGAGACAUCCUUGUUUCCAUUGGCGCCGGAUACUCGAGCGGCUGGAACGGAGAUACAAAACAGGACUCUGUUGCACCCAAAGCCUUCAAACCCCUAGAGCAGAUGGGACUCGUAGCUCGCCUCGCCACGCUUCGCCUGGUCCAGCAGAACACAUCAAGCUGUCAAGAAGCGUGGGCAAGUUUCAAACGUUCUCUAGCAGACAAUCCCCAUUCACUCGAAAAAUGUCAUCGCCUCAAUGUACCCUACGGACGCGGUCAAACACUCUGCAAACUCGACGAAGUAUCAAAACUAGAUGCGAUGCAAGCCGAAGCCUCGGCAUUCCUACAACAAACAAGCAACUCCCUCGAUCCAAGCAUUCAAGCUUACAAUUCAGCAAAGCUUGACAAAAUUGCACACCAACUCGUCGCCUCCCUCUUCUAUUUCCAAGUCCGCGACGCCUACGAUCUCGACGAUUAUAAGUAUCAUUGUACAGGACGCCUCUACUGCCGUCUCUCUACCUCUUUGAUUCAGCAAGGGGCCUCUUUGAUCAAUACCGGGAAGCCCCGAUUUCGCGUGUCUGAGGAGGAGAAUCUGGAGGGCGAGGAAAUUACAUUUGGGCAGAGGGGUUGGGAGUAUAAUGAUUUUUCGAUUUCGGCCAGUUUUGACGCGUUGGUUUAUGCAAAGAACGGGGUUAGGGUUCAGGUUACUUUUGUGGGGUGGGAGGGGGAAUGGGAGGAUAUAAGUGGAUUUCCGAGGAAGUUUAAAAGAAGGGGGAGGAUGUAG
This is a messenger RNA of Hyaloscypha bicolor E, 3234 nucleotides long. RefSeq names its product FabD/lysophospholipase-like protein. The transcript is spliced from 9 exons. Bases 7 to 3234 code for a protein of 1075 amino acids. Lineage: Eukaryota; Fungi; Ascomycota; Leotiomycetes; Helotiales; Hyaloscyphaceae. Gene Ontology annotation, biological process: arachidonate metabolic process. The record is from RefSeq and is a predicted model, not a curated record. Gene Ontology annotation, cellular component: membrane.